AUGGCGCUGCAGCUGCGUGCCACACGCCAGACUAGCGGGGAGGGGGGUUCGGUGCUGCCUGUGGCCACGCUGGUGUUGCCAGCGACGCAGGAUCUGUUCAAAGUGCCCUCGGCUAGCGCCCAGCAGCAGCAGCAGCAGCAGCAGCAUCAGCAGCAGCAGCAGCAGCAGCAGCAGCUGGAGGAGGAGGAGGAGGAGGAGGAGGAGCAGGGGGAGGACAAGCCAGAGCAGCGGCUGUUUCAAAUGGCUCUGCAGACGGUUUUGGGCAAGCUGCGGGAGCUGCCGGCGGCAGCUGACGUGCCAGCUGGCUUUCUGAGCCCUGAAGGCAUCAGUUUUGCCUGCAUUACCACGAACAUCGCUGCCGUCGCCGCCGAAAAUCACGUGACAAGGACAGCCUUGGCGAUAUUCGGCGCGCAUGGCGACGCAGCAAUGGAUGAUGACGUCACUACGGCCUGCCGCUGGUCGGCAUCGCGCGCCGUCAUCGCGCCGCCGAUGCUCGAAUCUGGUGGCACCGCCUCGCUCGCGCGCCUGCCGGCCGCGAUCGCCGCAGAGGCGCUCGGCGCAGCCGCGGCUCUCGCGUGGCGGCGGCUGCUGCCGGGAGCUGCAGAGGGCGGGGCGUCCAUGGUUGCGGCGCUGAACGAGAUGGCUGCCGCCCUCGCUGGCGCGGCGCUGGCGUCGGAGAAAGCGCAAAAGGACGUCCGCUUGGAUGUCGGCGUGUCGCAUGCCUGGGCGGCGGCGCAGGCCCUCACCUGCAGAAUGGCCACGGAGCGGCCCUCCCGGUCGCCGCCAAACGAGACGCGGCGGCUCGCCGACCUGCUGACGGGUGUCCUCUUUCCGUGCUUCAUCGACUACCAGCUGUGGCGGGAACAAGAUGUCCCCCACACCGCCUCCCAGCUGGAGUUUGCAUCCCCCCUGGUGGGAUUUGACGCGCUGGCGGCCCUCGCGGAGCACCAUCACAGGUGUGGGGACACCAGGCGCGCGCUCUUCUUUGCGCGCCACGGCCUGUGGGUCUGGUAUGCGCGCGUGUCCACAGGUCGAGCUGGCAACGCGUUUGAGGAGGUGGACGAGCGCGCCGCCUGCCGGCCCUUCUUCCACAUGUGGCGCGACGCGUAUGGGCUGGCGGCAGAGGGCUAUGCGCCAGACGAGCUGAUGGAGGUGCCCAGCUCGGUGUGGCUCUGCAGGUGGCAGUACAUCACGGCGCAGGUGGAGAUCGAGCAGCGCGUCGGCACCUCCGGCAAGCUGGCUCAGCGGCUGCUGCUGCCGACGGCGCACUCAUCCCCCGUGCCUCAGGACAAGCACAGCUGGGUCCUGGAGCCGCGCUCGCGCCUUGAGGCGGGCGUGCCGCCAAGGCUGCUGCCGCUCCUCAAAACGUGCUUUGGCGACGGCCGUGAGCGGCUGCCUGUAAUUCUGCGACAGACCGCUGCCGAGCACGCUGCGGACAGCGAGUUUGCAGGGUUUCCCGUGACCACCGGCGGCUUCAAAGUGAGGCACGCACUGGCCAUGGUCACCUCGCGCCUGGGCCACGCUUCGCCCUGCGCGGCCGGCAAGGCGCGGAUGUGGCUGGACCUCGAUCUCUUCGAGGCGGUGCUGAUGGCCGAGGUGGUGCGAAGGGGCGCGGUUGCCAACGGCGCACUGCCGGCGAAACUGCUUGCUGACCUGGCACCGGCCGCCGCAGCGGCAGCCGCAUGCAGCCCUGCAACUGGCGCGCACGCAGUCGGCGCCGCGGCGGCGCUGUCAGAGGGCGAGCUGCUGUCUCUGCGAUGCGCGGGCGCAUUCGCCGCUUGCGAAGACGCGCCGCUCAAUGAGGUGUCGGCCCGCUGCGCGCGGCUGGCGGCGGCCGUUGCGGCCGCAGACGCGAAGGGCCGGCUGUCCGAGGCCGAGGCGGCGCGGUGCCGCGCGCUGCUGGAUCUGUCGGUGGCGCUGCUGCCCGCGCGCUGGGCGACGCUGCCGGAGCCUUUUGAGGCAACGGCGGCGCUCUACGAGCGUGGGCCGCUCAGCACGACUGACUACCCCGGGGCGGCGCAGGAGCACCAAUCCUCGCUGGAGGGGAGCUUGGACGUGGCCUUGGCGCUCUUCCGCCGCGCCCCUACAGCCCUCCUCACUGCCCGCAGCCGUAGCCGCGGCCCCGGCCCCGGCAUGUGGCUGUCCAAUCUGCGCCGCUCCACCCUCAAAUUCUGGGCUCCUCGGCUGGCAGCUGCAGGGGACGCAGCUGCGCUGGAGGGCUUGGUUCUGGAGUUUGGGCGGGGCGUCGGCGUGUGGGGGGACCAGCGGGACCAGCGGGAGGAGAUGCAGGCGCUCGACGAGGCCGUCAUGACCCUGCUGAUAGAAGUGGGCAGCCUGCUAGCAAGCGCGGGCAGCGGCGACCGCGGCAACACGAGCCAUUCCGCCGCCCUGCGCCUCCUGCCCCUGCUGCCCGGGCCGCUGCCGCGCACGGCGUACCACAUCAUGAGGAAGGCGUGCCGCAUGGCCGGCGGGCGCGGCUCCAGCGGGGACCUCGACGCGGCGCGGCAGGCGCUUGCAGAUGCGACGGCGGCGGUUGCAGGGUGGGGCGACGAGGAGUUGUGUGCGACGGUUGCGGGCCAGCUGGACGACGAGUUGACUAAGCUCUUGGCAGGCAGCCAGAGGGAGCAGGAGGAGGUGCCAGGUCAGGGCAGCCAGAGGGCGGCGCGGGCGAUCAUCAUCGCGCACGCAUACGAGCCGCUCGGCCGCCACCCCUCCCAAGAAGCGGCGCAGGCUCUGAUCCGCGCCGCGCCCCACCUGGCGCCGCUGGCACGGCUGAUCCGCCGCCGCGGCGCCGGCGGCGCGGUGCUGGCUGCAAGUCUUGUCAGGGCUGCGGGCGACGUUGGGCGGCAGGAGCUCAGUUUGCAGCUGCUGCGAACCGCCUGGCGCGGCGGGCAGCUGGCUGGCGAGGCCCUGAGCGAGAUUCUGGGUUCGCUGGCGCUCGCCUCCUCGCAGCAGGGCGAUGAUGCUUCGGCGCUGCGCCUGUUACGCCUGACGAGCACGGGGGUGCUCGAGCCAUCGCCCGGCACGCGGCACCUGCCGCUGCCAGGGGUGCCGGUGCCGCUGCCGGCCAGCGCCGCGGCGGCGCUGAUCGCAUCUCUUAUGGCGGCCGAGGCGCGUGCCUCGUCGGCGGCGCCGGGGCCGCCGGCCGCGGCGCUCGUCGAGGCGUUUGACUGCCUCUGCCACGCGGCCGGCGGCGACGCAGCGGCCGUCGGUCGGUUAGAGGCGGCAACUGUCAAUGGAGUGCUGGCGGCCUUGGCCCAGCAGGGCAAGCACGAGCGCGCAUGGGCGCUGGUGGCUGCCACCGGCGGCCCCCACACCAAUCAAGGCGCCAACGCCCUCGCCGCGCUCACGGACGCGUGGGGUGCGCUGCCCGCCGCUGCUGCCCCGCCACCAACGGCCGUCCUGCAGAGCGCGGCGGAGGCGGCGGCGCACACGGCAGGCGCGGAGGCGGAUGCGCGGCGCCUGCUUGGCCUUUUGGCCCGCUCCACAGGCGGGCCAGACGGCCCUGCGGCCGCCCUGGCGCUGAGCGACGAUGCACUCUCCUCAUACCUCCUGGCUCACGUUUUUGCCGGCGACCUCGGCCGCGCGACAGCGCUGGCGUCAGCGUCAGCGAUCAGGGACGGCGGCCACCAGCUUCCGCCGCAGACGUGGGCGCGGGUGCUGCAGGGGUGCACAGCAAGUGGGGAGGGGCAGGCCGCGGCCAGUGAGCUCUUGUCGCUGAUUGCGCACGAGAGCCUGGUUGCAGGGGCACAGGCGGCGCUCACGGGCGCGACGAGGGAGGCUGAGGAAGCGGGCGGCGGGCGCGCCGCGGCGCUGGGUCGGGCGCUGCAGUGCGCUCUGUCUUCGGCUGCAGUGCACGACGCCGGCUUUGCCGUGCGCACAGCCUACGCAGCCUCUGCCCGCGCUGCCGCUGCCGCGGCAGCGGGGCAGGAGGACGCGGAACGUGAGCAGCUGCGUCUCGCGGCCGGCUGGGAGGAGGUCGCACACGCCGCAGCCGAGGCACGGCUUGAGCUCGCAGCCUCCUGCGCCGCCGCUGCUGCAGACGCUCCAGGCCACUGGUUCCAGCUGCCGGAGGGCGCCGGCGGCAGGGACGCGGAGGCCGCAGCGCGGCGGCUGGCGCUGCUGCUGUGCUCCGCCGCGGGGCUGCACGCGGCGGUUUUGGAUCUGUACCAGGAGUACCGGCAGGCGGGGGGGCGCCUGGAUCUCGGGGGCGGCGUGCUGGAGGCGGCGCUGGUGGCGGCCACCGCAGAACCGGAGCUGGCGGUUGGGUCCGCGGAUGCGUCGGCCACGAUUGAGGGCUUGGAGCGGUUCUUGUUUGAGGGAGGUGCUCUGUGGGUGGCAGGGUCGGAGCAGCUGCAGGAAUUCCCUCCAGAGGCGGUGGAGGGUGGGCUGGAGCUGCUGGACUGCGCGGCCGCAGAGCCGCAGGCCGCCGCGCGGAUGGCGCGCCGCCUGCUCGCGCUGUGCGAACAGCGCAGCGGUGCGGCGGCGGCGGCGGCCGGCGGCGAUGGAAAGGGGACCGCGGCGAGGGGGGAAAGGGCGGGUGCGGCCGGGGGUGGCGGUGCAGUCAGCGCGCGGGCGGUGUUUGCAGGGGACCAACCGGCGCUACCGGCGGCGGAUGCGGGCGUGUGCGCGGCGGCGGCUGGUGCGCUGGUGGCGGCUGGCGAGGUGGCCGAGGGCUUGGGGCUGUUCUGUCGCGCGGCUGAGAUGGCGCAGGCUGUUGCAGGCGGCCCUGACGACAGUGGACGCUGCCACGGCGCCCGUGCGCCGCACGCGUCGCUGCAGGCGGCGGCGGCGCGUCUGGCGCAGCAGCUGCUGGCUGCCGGCCGCGCCGCCGCGCUGGCGCCGCUGCUGCGGCUGCUGUCUGGCGCGGGCGUUGAACGGCUGUUGUGCGCGGCCCUCCUGUCAUGCCUGAUUGACUCCCUGGAUGACAUCAGCGCUGAUGAAGCCAUGGCGGUCGAGUUUGGGCGGCCCUUCUUGGACGCUCUGGAGCAGCUGGCUUACGGUGACGCAGGCCCCCUGGGCGCGGGCCAGGCCGGGGUGCUGCUGCCGCGCUCGCAGGUAGAAGUGGACUCUGCCGCGGCGCGCGAAGAGCUGCAGCGCGCUCUGGGGUGA
Molecule: messenger RNA, 5112 nt
Organism: Monoraphidium neglectum
Lineage: Eukaryota; Viridiplantae; Chlorophyta; Chlorophyceae; Sphaeropleales; Selenastraceae
Exons: 11
Coding region: 1-5112 (1703 amino acids)
Source: RefSeq, a predicted model, not a curated record